Molecule: messenger RNA, 1488 nt
Organism: Cetraspora pellucida
Lineage: Eukaryota; Fungi; Glomeromycota; Glomeromycetes; Diversisporales; Gigasporaceae
Source: the annotation of a GenBank genome assembly
AUGAGUUCUGAAAGAGGCACUUACCAUGAAGAAUUUCAGGACAAUGCAACUUUUCGUAAAUGGGACUGCAUGGAUAAUAUAUUUGAUGCACUGUAUAAUAAUAGCCAAGUUGUUGAUAUUAGUACCAGUAGUAAUGUGCCAAAUAAUAUGAAUCAAACCGACUAUAAAAAAAAAGAAAUGGAGAAUCUUGAAGGCCAUCAGCAUUAUGAAUUACAAGAAGGCUUGAUGUUUCAUAACUGGAAACAUGCUAUGAAUGAAAUCAAAAAAUAUGAAAAAAGAAAAGGGUUUAGAACAUGCUGUUAUCAUAUCGAAAAAUUAAAAAAUGAAGAAAAAAAUAUAACAUUUACAACAGAGAUGACUAAAGAUAUUAAAUUCUUUGUAACAAAAAUAAAUUGUAGCCCCCAGCAAAUCUGUAAAGCUCUUGAAGAAAAAUAUUUUGUCAAGGUCUAUAUGCCAGUGCUGAGACAAAAAGAAGUUGAUCCUCAGUGGUAUGUUGAAGUAGAUUGGGAUCCUAAUAACCCUGCCUUAGUCACCACAAUACAUGAUGAAUUUCCAACUACAAAUGCUCUUCAUUGCAUAUUUUACAUUGCACAAAAUAUAUCUCUAAACUUGAAAAAUUAUCUUAAAGACAAUUAUGAUGAGUUCAUUAGUGAUUUCUUCGAGAAAUGCCUACUUGAUAAAUAUAAUAAUAAAGGUUUGGUUAAUUACUUGCAAUGGCUUUAUGCUAAUAAGGAAUCAUGGGCAAAAGCAUUUGUACUAAAAUUAUUUAUGGCUGGAAUGUCAUCUACUUUGCAGGUUAAAAGCUAUAAUACAAAGAUCAAGAGGUUAAUAUUUAAUUCCAAUACAACCAUAUUGGAACUUGCAGAAAAAUUAAUGAUAUGUGUUUUCAAAGAAGACAAAAAAACAGAAUAUGCUUUAUUACAUGUGUCAGUUCCUAAAGCAGCUUUGGUUGUGACAGCUGAUAGUAUUCUUCCUAAUGUUUGUAAAAUGCUAUGCAAGUAUUUAACCACAGAAAUGCUUAAGAUUCAGGAAGAUCAAAUAAAACAAUCACUUCAAUACCAUGCUAUGAUAGUAGUUCAAGAAAAGUUGCAAAAAUUUCUUAUCGUAAAUCUGGAUAAUUUUGCCUUAUUUGGUAAAAAUUUUACUGAUAUUGAUAUUAUUGCCAAGUCAAUGCUUGAUCUUAUUGAUACAAAUAAGGUAAUGCUAUAUAUACAAGCUGCAACAUUCCAUAUUCAGCUUAUAAGGUCAAGGUGGUAUAAUGAAACUAGUAGUGAUCCAGCACAAGAAUCAUUUCUAGUUGCACAAAAAUUUGGGUUAGAACACAAUAGUAAUGUUGAUUCAAAUAGUGCUUCAAAUAGCGAAAGUGAAGAUGAUACUGAUAAAAUUGAGUUGGAUCCAAAAGAGUUAAUGAAUCCUCAUAAGCGCAAAGAUAAGGGUCAGCUCAAGAGAACUAAUAGAAUACGAUAUGCUAAUGAACCACCAAAAAAG